Molecule: messenger RNA, 1500 nt
Organism: Apis florea (little honeybee)
Lineage: Eukaryota; Metazoa; Arthropoda; Insecta; Hymenoptera; Apidae
Gene: Tcs4
Product: Threonyl-carbamoyl synthesis 4
Cellular component (GO): mitochondrion
Source: RefSeq, a predicted model, not a curated record
CACAAGUAUAAAUAUAUAUAAUGCUUAAAUUUGUAAUAUACUUCAAUUUAUAGUAUAUAAAUAAAUCUAUAUCAAUAUUUAAUAUAUAUGCAUAUAUGUAUAUUGAAUUAUAUUAUAUAAAUUAAUAUAAUAUAAAUAAAUAAGAAUAUUUAGAUUCAAUUUAAAAAAAAAAAUGAUUUACAAUAUGAGCCUAUUCUUUCAUUUUAUAAAUAGUGAUAUAUUAUCACAUUUACAUAAAUAUAAUUUAAAGUUAAUAAGAAAAUUACACAAUAAACCUAUAAUUUUAGGAAUAGAAUCUAGUUGUGAUGAUACAGCUUUUGGAAUUAUUGAUAGCAAUGGAAAUAUUUUAGGCGAAUCAAUUAAUUCUCAAUAUUUAACUCAUUUGAAUUUUGGAGGAAUAAUUCCUACAAUUGCAAGAUCAUUGCAUGUAAAUAAUAUUACAAAAAGUUGUGAAAAUGCAUUGAGAACUGCAAAUCUAAGAAUAAAAGAUAUUGAUGCAAUAGCUACAACUGUAAAACCUGGUCUUCCUAUGUCACUUAAUAUUGGAACACAAUUUGGGAAAUAUUUAGCAAAAAUUGGAAAAAAACUUAUACCAAUACAUCAUAUGGAAGCUCAUGCUUUAACAGUAAGAAUAAAUAAAAAGAUUGAUUUUCCAUAUCUUGCUUUAUUAGUUUCCGGAGGCCACUGUUUAUUAACAAUUGUUGAAAAUGUAAAUAAAUUUUAUUUACUUGGUACUAGUAUAAAUAAUGCACCUGGUGAUAUUUUUGAAAAGGUUGCACGAAGAUUAAAAUUAAAAAAUAUUCCAGAAUUUAGUACAUUAAAUGGAGGCCAAGCUAUAGAAAUUGCAGCAAGUAAAGCUUCAAAUAUUAAUCAGUUUUUUUUUCCAUCUAUAAUGACACAAUUUCGAAAUUGUAAUUUUAGUUUUUCUGGAUAUAUAAAUCUUUGUAAUAAGUACAUUAAAUUAGAAGAAGAAAAAUAUAAUAUAGUUGCAGAUAUGAUAAUUCCUGAUGUAUAUAAUUUUUGUGCAGCAUUUCAAUUAGCUUUAGUAACACACAUUUGUCAUAGAACACAAAGAGCAAUGGAAUUUAUUAAUAAAAUGUCAUUAUUUCCUGAAAAACGCACAUUGGUCAUUUCAGGAGGAGUUGCAUGUAAUAAUUUUCUAGCUAAAGCAUUGAAUAUUGUGAGUACAGAAUUAGGUUAUACUUUUAUAAGAACUCCUUCUAAAUUAUGUACUGAUAAUGGAAUAAUGAUAGCAUGGAAUGGAGUAGAAAAAUGGAUUCAAGAUAUAGAUGUUAUUAGAGAUAUAAAUGAAAUUGAAAAAAUUGAAAUACAAAAAGUAGCCAUACUUGGAGAAAAUUGGACUAAAAAAGUAGAAGAAGCAAAUUUAAAAUGUAAAUGGAUAAAAAUAAAGAAAAAACUUUUUUAAAUUAUUUAAAAAAAUAAUAUGAAAUAUACUUAUUGUUAUAUUGAAAUAUACUUAAUGAUAUAAUCUACAAAGUU